Molecule: messenger RNA, 7235 nt
Organism: Lethenteron reissneri (Far Eastern brook lamprey)
Lineage: Eukaryota; Metazoa; Chordata; Hyperoartia; Petromyzontiformes; Petromyzontidae
Product: inactive tyrosine-protein kinase PEAK1-like
Biological process (GO): protein phosphorylation
Molecular function (GO): ATP binding; protein kinase activity
Source: RefSeq, a predicted model, not a curated record
AGCAGCAGCAGCAGCGUGGGAGACCAGGGGUACCAGGGGGACCAGGGGGCCCAAGGGAGACCAAGGCGGUCCCAGGGGGACCAGGGGGACCAGGCGCCCCGUGCUGCUACCAGGACCCGGGUUCGACUGCAGGAACCUCCAGCUUGCAGGCCCUCGCGUUGUCCGAGCCGCGGCCAAGUUUCAUGAGCCGGCAUCGAUGUGAGGGGUCAAGCGGAAGCCGCUUCAGCCGACGACGCUGCCGGGGACGAUGUCCGUCUGCGACUCCUUCACGGAGCAUGCCUGGAUCAAAGGGAAGUGCCAGGACUGCUUCAGGCCUCGGGACCAGCACAGAGGAAUGCCCGCGAACCAGGCGGCCGGCGGCGGCCACGCGGCUCCGGCGAACGCGGAGAAGACGAGACCUCCCGUGGCCAAAAAGCCGGCGUCCUUCAGAGCCCCGGCGGCGCCGGCUCAGGUGGGGAACGGCGACGGAGAGGUCGGGAGAGAUGCCCGGCAGGCUGAGGGGGGACGCGGCGCGCACGCCUUGACGGGGUGGAGGAAGGGCGCCGACGACGGCGCGCUUGACCGAAAGAGAAGCAACAACAACCAUCAUCAUUUUGGCAUCAGGCACGCGAGGUUCGAAUGCAAGGAGGCGGCGGCGGCGGACUUCGGCUCUGCGUGCGAUAAACUGGAGAACGGCAACAACAACGACAACGACGUGUUCGCCGACGCGGCGGUGCUUCCAAACCAGCACCUGGCCGCGGGAGACGCCGCGGGGGGCUGCGACAACAGCUCGCUGGCGCUGUUCCUCAACCGCAUCAGGAGCCGCUACCACCGAUCGGCGGAGCGCGGCGCGGUGGCCGCGCACGGCUGCCUGGCGAGCGAUCGGAAGGUCUGGCGGCCGAGAAAGCGCGUCCGCCUAGGCGAAGGGGGCCCCGAGGUGAUCAGCCACGAGGGAGGCGUCUUCUGCUACGCCGACUCUGAGGCCUCGUCCGGGUCGCCCGAGGAGGCCGCCAGAACGGGAGGCGUCGCGGCGGCGCGAGAGGAAGGCCGGGAGAGCUGGGACGAGAGCGACGAGGAGCUCCUGGCCAUCGAGAUGAGGAUGCGGGACCGUUCGCGCUUCGCCGAGCUCAGGCCCAACAGCCUCUCGCCCGUCCACUUCGGGAGACACGGCGGCCGCGCCACGCGGCCCCGGAACCCGGUCCUCCGGCGCGACCGCCCGCACGGGCGCGACGACCGCCCGGAGGCCGAGCGCGACGCGGCCGGCGGCGCCAACGCGAAUGCCGACCCCUCGGAGGGCAAGGCCUCCUAUGUGAGCAGCUCCGAAGACCUGGAGACGCCGUCGCCCGUGAGCGCGGGGGCGCUCUGCCCUCGCCAGGAGUCGACCUCGCAGGGCCUGGACUCGCAGGGCAACACGAGCGUGAGCAGCGACGACGGCAACGUCGCCGACGCCGAGGCCGAGUUGCGCGACGCGAGCGAGCGCUUCGACGUGGAGGACGCCGCCGAGAGCCGGCGCCGCCAAGGGCCGCGGAAAUCGACGCCGUCCGAGACCGACUCGGAGAGCGCGGCGGCGGAGCCGGGGGGCGCCGGGCCGGCGGGCGACAAGAGGACGUUUCGGACUCGCGUAUCCGUGUCGCUCGGGGCCGUCGAGAGGAACGCGAAACCGUGUCGGGUGGUGAACCUGGACCCGGCGCCCGCCGCGUGCGACUCGGGUCCAGGGCCGGACGAGGUUUCCGCGAAGCCGCGACAGGCCGAGCCGAUGGAGGGCCGCGAGCAGCCGCAUCGACCGCAGCAGCAGCAGCAGCAGCAGCAGCAGCACCACGUGGAGCUCCGGUGCGGUGCUCAGCUCGACGUCGCUGCCACGAGGUCCGCGGCGGCGGCGCAGGAACCGUUAACCACGGGGGAGAAGCGGCUCAAUCACGCCGCCAACCUCCUGUUCACGCUGAGCGCCGUGCCCCACACCCCCGUGUACGCCCAGAGCACGAGGAGUAAAACAUUCAUUCCGCCCACGGCCGCUCACGAGGAAAACAACAACAACAACUACUACGUGACUCCCGCGCCGCCAACGUCGGAGUCUCAGGCGUCGCGCCCCCAGCGCAAGGACUCCCCCGGAGAGCGCCCGGGUCGCGAGCACGCGCAGCCGCACGGGAGGCUUGGAGGCGGCGGGAAUGCCUCCCCCGCGAUCUUCGCUCCGAACGCCGCCUCGCCACGGAUCGGCGGCCCUGCCGUGAAAACCACGACGGCCGCGACGCCAUCGGGGCUCUGCCGGGGCUCCCCGCCGAAGCACAAAACGUUCUUGUAUGUCGAGGGAGCGGGAGGAGACCCGCGGAACGCCUGCCGCGGCUCGGUGGCCACUAGUGAAAGGAUCGAGAGGUCGGAGGAGGGACUGCUCAACGCAAACGCCGCCCCGCAUCACGCGGAGGACAGGGGAGACGCCAGCGCCGCGCUGUCUCAGCUCGUCGCUUCUAUCAAACCUCCCAACCUCCCUCCCGAAUUGCCGAAGAAACGGUUCAAAGGCCGGACCGCGGGCGACGAGGCGAAACUCGAGGUGUUGCCGCCCCCGCAGUACCGCGACAUGAAGAGGGACGUCUCCUCGGACGGCCGGGCCGCAGGGAGCGACGGACGCCACGGGACGUCUCCCGGUGGCUUCGUGGACCCCGACGCCGCGGACGAAAAGCUGCGGCCGCCCCUCUUAAGACAAGGGGGCGUCGUGGUACCGGGGCCCUCUGCCGGCCGGCCGCCGGCCACCCCCCCGCGGACGUCGCCGAAGUCCCGGAGCGAGGCGGAGGGCGGGGCCGACGCGCCGCCCCGGCCGCCCCCCCGCACGAGUUCGUCCUCGGGGCCUCGCCCCGAGCCGCCGCCUCUCCUCCCCGAGUCGAGCACGAGCCGGACCCCUUCGCCCGGCCGCGCGACGGAGACCGGCGACGUUCCCGGCGCCCCCGCGCCGUCGCCGCAGCAACGGCAGAGCGUGCGGCGCAAGUCCAGCCACUGGGAAGUUGUGCGGAAUUUAUUUCCGUGGAAAAAGCAGCAGGAUGGGCGGCCGGAGAAGAGCGGCGAUCGCCGGAACGGCGCCGCCCCCCCGCGUGAGGACGAGCGACCCGACCCGGAGCGGCCGAGCGGCGGCGGCGUCGGCGUCGUCGUCGAGCUCGACGCCGGCGAGAGGCCGGCGGCCGCCCUGCUCUACAAGCAGGACUACCCGCGGUUCAUCAACCCCGCUCUCGGAAAUGGCUCCGGGGCAGCAGCCCAGAACUCGAGCAGGUCUCCAAAAUCCAAAAAGUCUUCCGGCUCGGUCGGCGAAGAACCGGAGCCGCGACCGAGGAAGCGGUCGGCGGGCGCGGAGCGCGGCGAGAAGAAGAGCCCGGCCCUCGGAGUCGCGCGGCAGACGGCGGCCAAGCGGCCUCCCGCGCAGGCCGGGGCGCCGAUCCCGGCGAGCGAGAGCAGCGUCAACUCGGAAGACGUCCGCAUGGACGAGAAGUCCGUCGCGAUCGCGCCGAGCCAGCCGACGAUGGGAAACCACGCCCGCGGGGAUCGCCCGGCGAGGAGGGAGACGCCGCCGACGCCGACGACGGAGACCGAGACGCCGCCGGACACGCGGGGCGCGCCGCCGCCCCCGUCGCGCGAAGCGUCGCCGCGCUCGCCUGCGCUGUGGCCUCCCGGCGGCCCCCUCGCGGCCGUCUACGGCAACGUCGGUCGGCUCCGGGCAGGAAUGGCCCCGGAGAAACACCCGCGUCCCCUGAGGGAGGCCUCCGAGGACGCCAUCGCGUUCGAGGGCCCGGCCGACGCGGACGGCCGGGCCGCCACUCCGGAGUUGGCCCCCCCGCCCCCCCUCCCCGCCAAGAGGAGCGGCAGCCGCGCCGGCUCCUCCGCGUCAGCGUCGCCGAGCGGGUUCGACGCCGGGCCCGACGCGUCCGCCCCCCGCGACCGGCGCGAGACGAAGGGCGAGGAAGGGGGGCACGAGGCGGCGGGGAGGGCGCAGCAGCAGCAGCAGCAGCAGGGCUUGAGCCACACGGACCCGCUGGGCCGCCGCGUGCCCAGGAAGGACAGGGGCGGGGGCGCGCAGCGGGGCCCGCGGCAGCAGCAGCUGUUCAAGUCGCACAGCGUGGAGUGCUCCCCGGUGCACGCGGCCUUCUCCGGCGACGCGACUCCCGAGCGCCGCGCGUCGCCGGCGUCGCGCGGGCAGCGGCCGCCGCGCUCCCUCGAGUCGACGUCGCAGGACUCGAUUCCCGAGAGCGACGACUCGCUCGCGGAUGGCGACGGCUCCCCGUUCCCCGCGCCGGCUCUCGACGCGGCCCACGCCUGCCGCGGUCCGCGGCAGCGGCCCGGCUCGAAGCCCGGCUCGGCCGACGGGGGGGGCGAGGCGGUCGCGCCGGCCGGCGGCGUCUACCGCAACAUCGAGAGCGCGGAGGCGGUGUCGGCGCGCAUCCUGAGCCUGCAGGCCGAGGCCACGCGCCGCCUCGCCGCGAAGUGCGAGCAGGUGUUCAUGCGCGGGUGCGCGGCACGCGUGGGGCUGCGCGAGGAGAGCUGGCCCGACUUCAAGCUGCGCAGCAACAAGCCGUGCUGCGAGGCCGGCGACGGCACCUACUACGCCGCCACGUACGCCAAGGACCCCGACCACGCCUACGCCAUCAAGGUGUGCAAGGGCCGCGCCGACGCCUCGCAGCGGCGGCGGCAGCAGCAGAGCGCGACGGUGACGCGCGGCGUGCCGGUGCACUACAACAUCCAGCAGGAGUGCGGCCACUUCGUCGCCGAGGUGCCGCCCUCGCUGCUGCCGCACGGCGAAGACGCCGACGGCGCCGACCCCGGCCGCCUGGUGGUGAUCGCGCGCGAGGCGCCGCACCGGACGCUGGCCGACCUGGUGAGGACCUCGGCGGAGGAGCACCGCGCCGAGCCCGAGCGCUACGAGCGCCUCGCGAGCCUGCUGCUGCUGCAGCUGUGCGCGGCGCUCGAGCACCUCAAGGUACACGGCGUCACGCACUGCGGCCUGCGCCUCGAGAACCUGCUGCUGGUGCGCAGCGGCCGGCCCGGCGACCCCACGCCUCGCCUCGUCCUCAGCAACUUCCUGCAGGCCAAGCAGCAGCAGCAGCAGCCCAAGAACCGGGCUCGCCACGACAGGGGCGAGACCGGCGCCGGCCCGCCGGGCGGGCCGGCGCCGCCGGAGCAGCUGCGCCUGGCUCCGGAGCUGCUGUCGGCGGCGCAGUACCGCAAGCUGGACGAGUUCCAGACCGGCAUCCUCAUCUACGAGAUGCUGCACCUGCCCAACCCGUUCGAGGACGACCCCGGCCUGCGCGCGUCCGGCUACUCCACCGACGACCUGCCGCCCUUCCUGCGCCUGUCCUGCUACUCGUCCGGGCUGCAGCGCCUCGCCUUCCAGCUGCUGCAGCCGGACCCCGCGUCACGCCUGCCCAUCGCGGAGGCCCGCGUCGCGCUGCAGCUGCUGGCGUGGGGGCCCCAGGCCGAGCACCUGACGAGGGAGCUGGGCGGCCCCCGGCUCGACGGCCGCCGGCUGCGGGAGGUGCUGCGGAACUGGCUGGACGUGCGGCGCGCCCUCCUCAUGGUGGUCUUCGCGGAGAAGGCGCUGGCGCAGGACGGGCCGGAGGGUGGCGGCGUCAAUCUGGAGGACUGGCUCCGCUGCCAGUUUUUCGCCUUCACGACGGUCGAUUGCAUGGCCCGCGCGGUGGAGCUGCUGCGGCUUUGCUAGGUUCGCUUUCGGUAAAGAAGCGGUUAUUUUUUGAGGGUGUGAGUGGGGGGUGAAAUUCAUUUCUAUUUUGUAUGAAGCUGCCGUGCUUGGUAAAUGCGGUGGAAAAUCGAAUUGUUUUACAUUUGAAGUUCGAAGAUAUGAUUGUAAUAAAGUACUCUUUUUAUCGAUGAACAUUUAAUCCUCAUCAACCGUCACUGGCGUUACAAACUCGGUGACGUCCCGAUGACGCGAACCGCGAAACUCGUCACGUCGGAGGGCGGAGGUCAACCGUCGUGUUGUGGUGCCGCGAUCGUCUCGGCGGGACGCCUUUCCGCCACUCGCCGUCGGCUCCGUCGCAGUAAUCGUCGUGGGAGAUCGUGGCUUCACAUUCGGUCAGUUAAUUUACAUCAAAUCGCCGCGUAAUUGUUGUCUGUUAUUUAUGGACACGGCUGGCUCCCGUUGAGAGCGGUUCUCUCACUGGGAGUGCGCUCGUUUCCUCCUGCUCCUCCGCCCGAGUCUUGUUCCUUGAGCCUCAUCGUAACCGUGAGGGUAGAGGCUAGCUGUUGGCCGGCUAUUGAUCAAUCGACAGCUUCUGUCUUGUCAAAAAAAACUUGACGAAUACUUUGCACUAUUUUGUACAAUAUUUGAGAUUUUGUAAAUGUUAUUUAAAUAAUAAUCUUUAUUUUGUAGGCAUUGAUUUGCCAUUGGGGUCUUGCCACUGAUAAAACGCAUCGCAUCUACUGUCCCGUGGCGUGGCAGGGAAAGUGCAGCCCCACGGCGCUGUCCCUGGCUCCAGCGGCGCCGUGUCCCGCUCGUGCGACGUGUCUCGCGACCCUGUAACGUUUGCUUCGAUUUUCCCAGAGUAAAGUGCGGCGUGUAUCACUCGCGCGCCCGGGGUCUCUUGUUUCCCGUUGUGCUCGCGUGCCGACUUCCCCUUUGACUCCGACGCGCGUCGCGGCCUCACUGCUCGUGGCAGAGGUUCACGGUUCAAAUCCAGCGGCUGCCCCUGGUCAGCGCUGUGGCGUCCGCGUCACAAGGGACGUUCAAGAUCCCGUGACGUCAUUCGCAAGAGCCGGCCAUUCGGUGCCGGCAUCGCGGUGCAAAUUUUUCCAAUUUGAAGAUGAGACCGCACAGCGACCCGACUGGGGUUCCCACACAGCAGUCGUCGCCCCCAACUUCAGCAUCCUCGUGAAAGAGGGACGAGACUCGGUGAGGUUCUGCUGAGUCAACGAGCGUAGUUGUACUUGUGUGGUGGUAACGAUAAUCUUGACGUAACCGAUGAUGCGACCACUGGAGCACGACUGAGUGAAGUGCGUGGAUGAGAGGCGAUGGUAGCCGAUGGCUCGGUCGUCUCGCUGUACCUGGUGAUCACAAUUGAGCCCAGUUGCUGUCGUAGUCAUGAUGAUGAUGUGGAUGUGCACAUCUGAGAGGGAGUCAUAAUAAUAAUAAUAGAGAGGGUCCUUGUCUAAGCAUCCAGAAGUUCACCAGCAUUGGUUUAAGCAACCCUGACUGAAUGUUAACACCAUUCGAGGGUUCGUUUUCUUGUUUGAACCAGUACUGCUGAGAAAGUGUCACUCCCAGA